Messenger RNA from Miscanthus lutarioriparius, 993 nucleotides. The record is from the annotation of a GenBank genome assembly. Lineage: Eukaryota; Viridiplantae; Streptophyta; Magnoliopsida; Poales; Poaceae.
AUGUUAUGGUAUCUCCUGACCCGCAGGCCGCAGCCGUCGCCUCCUACCACCACCGGUCCCGCAGCCAACAAGGCGGGUUCUUCAAUUGACCUAUGCAGCACCAGCACAUGGGUGCGAAUGCCUCCUGCCGCGCUCGAGCUGCCGCUCCGCAGGCUCUCCGACGAGCAGGCGAUUAUGUCAAGGCGAAUACAGCGGAGAGUUCGACCGCGGAGGAGACGCUCGCCGACGUUCAGGCUGCUACUUGCUGAAUUUUUCAGCAUCUUGAGUGUCUCCAUUCCUUUGGUCUCACAGCUUACUGCUAUUCUCUGGCCACGUGCAGCAGGGGCCUUGGUUAAGGGUGACCGCGAGAUCCAACCAAGGCGGCGGCGAGAAGAGGCAGCGGUGACCAAGCAGAUCUGCACACGUGAGGAGAUGGUCUCAUGGGGUAGGGAUCAAGAGGUUGACCCACUGGAUCCAAGGCCGUGUGCAGCAGGGGCCUUGGUUGAGGGUGACCGUGAGAUCCAGGGAGUCGCCAUGGUGGAGCCGGAGGUGCGCCCAGCGUGGCUUUUCAGACAGGCCAAGGAGGAGAAGACCCGGAGGGUGCAGCAGCAGCUGCUGCAGCAGGUAGUUCAGACGAAGCACGCCGGUGGGAGGACGGGCUCCGGUGACGACUCGCAGGUGGCUGAUGGCAUCCUUGAUCAGGUUUAUAAGUCAACUAAUCCAAUAGUUUUUUUUUGCUUUAGAAGAUCUAGAACAGGCUCCAACCAGCCAGAAACUAGAAGCCUGCAGCCUGUGCCUUUGAGCAUUGUGUUCCCUGCUAGCCUGGACCCAGAAACUGAGCAUGUCAACACUGCUGACGAUAUCAACAUAACUGAGAACAAAGGGAGACCCAAGACAGCUGUGAAUAAGAAAAGGAAGCUUGACAAUCCUGCUAUGAAUACAAGAGCCAAGGUAUCUACAACUCCAGAUAGUUCUGCUAUGGGUACCAGAAGCAAAAGGAAGCUUGACAUUUAG